AUGCUCGCCUGCGUCCGGGCAGCCGCUGCCACGGUUGCGGCUCGCCUUCCUCAUGUCGUCGCCAUGAGCGCAGGACCAGCCAGCUCGCUCGCCCAUAUCCUGACACCACAAUCGCCACCUGGCACCGCUGCAUCCUGGGCUGGAACGACCGCGGAGGCGCAGCUCAUGCGCGGGCGCGCAGUCGUAGCAGACAACAUAGUCUCGCUCGGCGAAGCAGAGGCGCUGGUGGCCGCCGCCGAGGCCAUGGGGUUUGAGACUGCAGGCGUCGACGUUCGUGCGAGCCGCGAUGCGGCCGAGCCGGAAAAGGCAGAGUUGCGGCCCGAGAUCCGGGACAACGAGCGCGUGGUCUUUGACGAUCACGAGCUCGCCAAGGCGUUGUACGCUCGGAUCAGCGGCACACUGCCGGCGACGGUGGCUGGGCCACGCAAGACCGAGCUGGUCAUCGACUCGCUUGCCCCACGGCUGCGGUUCUACCGCUACCGCACCGGCGGUGCCUUUCAUCCUCACGUCGACGGCGCCCUCACCAUGCGCGCUGACGACGGGACCGAGCUCCAGCUCUACGCCACCGUCCUCAUCUUUCUCUCCCGCGUCGACGCCGGCGGCGAGACGGUGUUGCGAGGGUAG
This is a messenger RNA of Thecamonas trahens ATCC 50062, 624 nucleotides long. Its product is annotated as 2OG-Fe(II) oxygenase family Oxidoreductase. Gene Ontology annotation, cellular component: endoplasmic reticulum. The record is from RefSeq and is a predicted model, not a curated record. Gene Ontology annotation, molecular function: procollagen-proline 4-dioxygenase activity. NCBI's taxonomy places the organism in Eukaryota, Apusomonadida, Apusomonadidae. Gene Ontology annotation, biological process: peptidyl-proline hydroxylation to 4-hydroxy-L-proline. Bases 1 to 624 code for a protein of 207 amino acids. The transcript is spliced from 2 exons.